AUGUUCAGUGUAAACACUGAUAGCUGCUCCAGAUGCAUAUAAGGUCCCUCUAGCAUGUGUUUGUGGAAUAACUUACUAGUUGCAAGUGUAGAAAGAGGCGAACUCACGGGAUUUUGACAAUGUGUUGUGGUUGACGACCCUCAGCAUCUCUACGCCCUCUGAGAGAUACAAUUCCUCCCGAUACCAGCCUCCGACAGAGGAACUCUUCUGCACGAUGGGCCUGGCUUUCCCAGCGUCGUGUUUUCUGCUGUCUGUUUUACCAGCUUGCUGGGCCGGCAUGGACCAGACAUCCUCCAGCUUCGCGUCCCGCGGUCCAUGGGUGCAAGUCCAGCGGUUCCUGGUGCCCCGCUACGUGGCACUGGGUGUCAAUGUGACGCUGGAGUGUGACUAUGUGGUACAGCAGCACGCUACACUCUACUCCCUCAAAUGGUACAAGGGUAACUCCCAGUUCUACCAGUACAUCCCAUCAUUGCCACAACAACACGCUGCCUUCUCAGUAAGAGGCCUAGACCAGGGCCAGGUGGUAGAGGGGCGGGAGGGCCGUCGUCUAGACGUGCUAGGAGUAACUCUAGCCGCGUCUGACGUGUACAGAUGUGAGCUGGUAGCUGAGGGGCCACCCUUCCACACCACGCAACGCUCAGCCAACAUGACAGUAGUAGUGGUCCCCAAGGAGCCACCAGUCAUCUCCGGGAGUCGUGAAUACUACCAACAAAACGACCACGUUUCUCUAAAUUGCACCUCCCCCCUGGCCCGACCCGCCCUCACCCUCACCUGGAACAUUAAUGGUCAUCAGGUGUUGCCAAGCAGCGUCAAGACGGUAGAACACCUCACCAAUCCAGCAGGGUUAGAGAAGCUGACAACCCAUCUCAGUCUAAGGGUGACCCAAGAUUACUUUCAAGAUGGGGUGAUGAGCAUCGCUUGUGUGGGUCGCCUGGCUGACCUCUAUUUAAAGUCAGCCGAGGUCAUCAUACGGGAGCCUUCCAGCCGAUGGUUCACUCCUACCAACCUCUACCAUACCUCAGGUUCAGCUGAGGUGAGCUCAACAUGGACCAUGAGGGUCAUACCAGGAGUCUUGCUUCUCCUCUUAAUUAAUUUCCUGCCAUAGAUGAACACAUCCCAGCGCACUCUGACCCCAGUCGAACACGGCACAAUUAAACUCUGACUUCAGCGCGCGCUGACUUCAGCAAUUACCCUACGACUCCUGACCCCAGUAACUGCAGCAAUCACUUCAUUCAGCACGCAAUGACUGCAGCGCACAUUCCAGCAGAAGUCACUCACUUCCUGGAACACCAUCUCUUACUCACGACGUCAGUGUGUGGCAUCCAAGGGGAGAUUCCCCCCCUCUCUCUCUCUCUCACUCUCUUUCAGUGCCUCCGAAACACUGCGUCCAUCCAGCAUGACGCUUUGCGACGUACUGGUACUCAGUGAAUCUCUUCGAACUAAACUUUGGCUUCACUGUAAACUUUCGUGACAAUGAAGACAGUUAGAAAUCACUGUGUUACAUAAUAACAAUUCUUGAACAAAGAAAACAAACUUGAAAGAAGAGCCACUGUGUUUACAAAUCUUGAACGUCUUUGAGGCCAUCUUAGUCUAAGUGCUCCGGGUCUAUUAAGAUCAAUGGAAGUUAUUUGCUUCUAUGGGUCCUUUCAAGUAACUGGAGGUAAUUAUAAAUAUAAUUGAUGUAAUUGUUGGUCCUCUUGAGCACUGGAGGUGGAACCAUUCCUACAUUAUUUUCUGUGCAAUUUAAAUUUGGAAAUUUCGAGAAAAAACACAUUCCUCUUGGUCUUACUGGAUUAUUUCGCGUCUCAAUGGAAUAUUAUACAUAAUUUUGUUUGUGCACUGACUUUCUAAACUCUUUCUCUCUAUCUAUCUCUGUCUUAAUUAAUAAAAGACCCGUAGACAGAGGAACACGUUUAUUUAAAAAAGAGAUGUUUCGCUCAGUAAGAGGUUUAUCAUGCUGACGGUAACGUGUUAAAACUCACUGAACGAAACAUCGUGGUUUAAGUCAACGUUUACCCUGUCUAGAUAUCUUUAAUUUUCUCUCUAAUGGAUAUAAAUGGUAUAAAAUACCUACACGAUGGAAAAAUAAGCACAAGUGCAGUAUAAUGCUACCAUUUAUUAACAACGUUUCGCCUACAUAGUGGAUUUUAUCAAGUCACAAGUGGGCGAAACGAAGUCAAUAAAGAAUCGCAUUACGCUGCAUUUGCGUCUAUUUUCUGUCGAUAAUGGGUUACUUCUUAUUAUCAUUAUCAAAGCUAAACGCUAAACCACCGGGGUUUAACGCUGCUCAAACCCGUAAAGCUGAAUUUAAACCGCUAUAGUUCAACCUAAACCGUGUUCCCAUCAUUAUAGUUUUUUCUCUGACUACCAAAGAAAUCAUUCAUGUCAUCUCAGCCACGCGUCACAUCUGACUAUUUUUAAUUAAUCGUGCCCAUUUCAGCUUAAUAGAAUUCUGACGGUCAACGAAUCUCAUUGACCUGAGCAAUCCUUGGUGAUCACGGCUGAUCCGGGAUCUCUUUGAAGCGUCUUAAACGGUGCAUCGUAAAGCUAGCUAAAGCUAGUCAUUUGGGAAACCAAUUCUCGGAAUAGUUGGAAUCUCCGCCCUCGAAGCUUGGUGAAGGCUUUACCUUGAAGCUUGUGAUUGAGAAGAGGUCACACGGUGGUACAGCUACUGGGUCAUACAGGGUCAUCUCGGGGUCAUUCCAAACUCGCUGUUUAGAAAAGUAACUUAAGGAAACUUUUCAGCCUCUCCCGGACCUUCUUCGAAUCAAUCAUGACUUGAUAAUCGUCUAGGAGGGAACGAAAAGGCAUCUGAAGCUUAUUCUGUAAAUUGUAAAUGUGUUGUGAUUUGUUCCAGCCAUCGUAUUGUGACGUUCCUUCUGUCCAUUACAUUUAACCUGAAGGUAAGAAAGGGAAGAGAUGUCGAGUCAGCUGAUUUACGAAAACAAACCCGCGUCAGGAAACACUUGUCCUGUUCCCUGACAGAUCCUUCCUAACCUAACCUAAGCCAGCUUAUUGUAGAUGCCAGCUUACCCGGGGAGGAAGUCAAUUCACUAGUAAAACCAGUUCCAUGUCUUCGGGAAGUCAGGUCAGGUAAUAAA
This is a messenger RNA of Cherax quadricarinatus, 3101 nucleotides long. RefSeq lists its product as uncharacterized. The record is from RefSeq and is a predicted model, not a curated record. Lineage: Eukaryota; Metazoa; Arthropoda; Malacostraca; Decapoda; Parastacidae.